Molecule: messenger RNA, 9385 nt
Organism: Xyrichtys novacula (pearly razorfish)
Lineage: Eukaryota; Metazoa; Chordata; Actinopteri; Labriformes; Labridae
Source: the annotation of a GenBank genome assembly
AGAGUGGCUUUUGGUUUGAGAGUGUGGCUCUCUGUAUUGCUAUCUGCGGUCGUUACUAAAGUUAGUAUAACGAGAGACUAACUAGGAGUGUCUAACUCAAUGUUACGGUGUGUUUGACCCUAAGUUUAUUUUACACCAGAAUAUAAUAUAAUAUUGAAGGUUUUUCUUUUUCUUUUUUGCAGGACAGUAAUGCUUUGCCCUGUUCUCUCAUCUCUGCAUCAUAAAAAAUUAAAUUAAGCCUAAAUAAAAACUUAAAGGACAUCAAGAGGGCACUUUUUUGUUUGUCCACUGGGAGGGCAUCCAAAAGACACUUUCUCAAGCUGCCCUCCAGAAAAGCAAUGUGCAAUGCAAAGGAAAGGAUACCAAAGGGCAUUUUUAUAAUGUUUUAUCAUGUUUAUACUUGGAGAAGCAUCCAGAAGGGCACCUCCAUUGCAUCUUACAUGGGGGCAUCAGAGUACACUAUUGGUUAUUAUGGAAAUAGCAUGGCAUAGUGGAGCAUUGUGCAGUAGAGGAGUGGGGUAAGUUUAGCCAAAGGGUAAGUUGAGCCACCCCCUGUUGCUUGGAAAUGGUAAAAGAAAUUGAUCAAGUGACCAAAUAUUUAGGAGAUGGGCAUCAAUUCAUGGAGUCUGUGAAGGUUAGAAGCACAUGGGUGAAGGGGUUAGACAUUUAUUUUAAAAAAAAUAAACAUUUUUAACUCUUGAAAGUGAAUUUAGUCUGUCAUGAGUUUUAUUAGAAUUGUGUUCAGACCAAAAAAGAUCAUUUUAAAAUUGUUUUAUACAUCAAUUGUGGUAUCUAUGAGCUACAACAUGAAAUCAAAAACCUAGCAUAAAAGUCCACCAUUUUAGCUUAGAGGAUUGAAAAGUCAUGAUAGUAGUUCUGUGGUAAGUUGAGCCAGUGGCUCAGUUGAGAAAGUAAAUAAGUAUGAUGAGAGGAUCAGAGUCUCAGUUCAGAUUGUUGAAAUGUGUUACUUUUUCUUUUCAAAAAUACAGCUGUGAAUGUUCUGAAUCACUUCAAGACAUUCUCAUGUUAAAAUGACUUUUUACAAAACAGCUUUUUAGCAGUUAUAUGCAAUAAUAAUAAAAAGAAUUAUUGCAUCAGUUGAAUAGCAUAUAAUAGAUAGAAGUACACAUGAAUGUGAAGAAGUGACUGUUAUUUAGGGAGAGAGAGAAGGUAAGGGGGGCUGGUCAACUUGCCCCAUACAAGGGGUAAUUUGAAGACAGUUAUGUUUACAGCCAUUCUGUUUGUUUGCAGGGAUGCACAAUAUCUUGAAAUAUAUACAGAUGCACUAGUUAGAGACCAAACUAUGAUUGCCUUUAUGUAGUGAUCCGAAAUAUGAAAAAUGGCUCAUCUUACCCCACUCUCCCCUACUGACACAAGUAUUUUGAAGACCUGAAAGAGGAAUAGUCUAUAAACCGAUAACUUACGUUUAAAAUUUUCACUCAAACUAUGGUGAAGGCCAAAAGGCUGUGCGGCUCCAUGGUCGUCAGUUGUCUGAUUGGUACUUAAGCCUUCAGUCUCUUCUCUGUCAGGAAGGGGUGACGCCUGGGACCCCGCCUGGAUUUUAAAUACAAACGUCCCCUGCAGUGUUUUCGGUUCGUGUCUGUGGGUACGUGUGUGUGGAUUGUGUCCAGACAAAAAUUAUCCAGAAAGUUUUGACGCCACCUACAGGUUUUGGGAAAGUCUGCUGCUGUUUGAAGAUUCACGGUCCAAAUCUCCUAAAGUUUUGAUAUAAUUGAAAAUAUUUUUCUUUUAACUCGAAAUGGCAUUAUUUCGGUUUUCUUUCUUUAUGCGUCUUCUGACGGAUAAAGUCCCGCAAGAACAAUCCUUGUAGUAGGAACUACUUACAUCCGUCCCUUGUAUGCCACCCGGAUUUGCGAAGUGUUACACAGGUGCCCUGAGUCUAUUUCGGCACGCCAUUGUCGAAAAUAGCUACUUUCGCAUUACCGUAACCGACUCGUUAUUCCGGUCCUGUGUUCCCAGGCGAGUUUUUAAACCUUUUAAAUAACAAAAGUCUCACAAUGGCGACGGACUCAUGGGCCCAGGCGGUUGACGAGCAGGAAGCGGCGGCUGAAUCGGUAAACCUUAACUUACGCAACACGAGCUAACGUGUUGUUAGCCCGUCUGAUGGUUUUCUUUGGCCUGCUCUGUUUCUGUGAGAAAGAACAUUGAAAGCUAAGCUCUGUGUCUCUUUUGAUGAAAUAGUUCACUGACAACCCGACGGUAAAAAACUGUUAUCUGAGAGUUUGUCACGGUGAGGUUCAGGUUGGUGUGAAAAUGAAACUAACCGGUUUGUCCAGGUUGAAGCUAAAUGAAGUAGCUUCACUUCAGACGCUGCGUGCUCAAUACAACACCAGCCUUAGGAGCCAUCGAGCAACUAAUAAAAGAGGCUAAAAUAACAUUCCAGAUAUGAAUCAGCUGUAGUAACUAAGCUUCUCGUGAUCAGAAAUGAAGUUUGUCGAGACACACCCAAGUCUGGACACUUAAAAUUAAAACUUUUUUUUUCUAUCCAACUAACUCUAAAUAUCUCUCUAAAUUUCUGCAUUUCUUCUUACAGAUUGGCGGUCUUCAGAUUAAAGACAAACCAGAAGAAAAUGGUAAGUUUAUCAAGCAACUUUUUCUGUAGACUUGUCUCAAAGUAGUGUUUUGGAUGUACAUUGAGGAACCAAUUGAUCAAGCAUUUUAUUUUAUUUUUAUUUGGACCCCAAUGUUCCCGGGUUUUACUCUGAUUUAUUCUUACUUGUUUACUCUGCGUUGCUGCGAUAACCAAAUUCCUCCUGGGGCCUCAUUUAUCAACCGUGCGUAUGCUCAGAUGUGCGCGCAAUAAGUGCAUAACAUUCCCACACAAAGUAUCUAAUCUAUCAACCUGUACUUUUGUAAAUACUUGCGUUAUUAAAGACUGUGCUGAUCUGUUCAGAACACAGAGUGGACUCUCAGCAGGUACCGCUUUCCCCAAAAUCAUUUAAGUGGAUUUAUGCCGUGGUUAACAACCCGUGUUGGAGUGAGAGACAAAACACACCAGAGCCAUCCCAGCGCACAUCCAGCUCCUGUCCACCCUGGGAUUUUUGGCCACUGGAACAUUUCAGCGUGAGAUUGGAGACAUACAGCAUUUCGCAGCCAGCACUAAGCAGAAUCAUGCCGGCAGAGUUGGAUGCAAUAAUUUCUCUGGCCUCAACUUACAUCCAGUUCCCAAACACACAUCCGCAACAAGCUGAAAUAAAACGAGGAUUUCACGCCAUUGCCGGAUUCACAAACAUAAUUGGAGCCAUAGAUUGCACCCACAUCGCAAUAAAAGCACCUUCACACAAUAAAUUCAGUUUUGUCAUCAGGAAAAGAUUUCGUUCAACCAAUGCACAAAUAAUCUGCGAUGCACAUUUAUUUCUGUUAAACGUUGUUGUCCGGAGAAACGCACGACUCACUCAUUCAGCAGAACAGCUCUGUGAGUGUGCACCUCCAUGAUUUCAGCGAGGGGGGAAAAAUCCAUUCACGCAUUUUGAAAGGGAUUGUUGGUCGAUAUUUGGUUGAUUGGAGGCGUUUCUGAAUGCAAAUGACCCUAACCAUGCACGAGCACAGUAGUAAAGAACAGGUGGGAUUUAUCAUCACCGACUACUUACUAGUGUGCGUACGACCGGUGUCCGCCUGUUUGAUAAAUACAGAUUUUUUAGUACUUGCGUACAUUCUAAAUUUCAUUCCUAUGCCAGAAUUUAGCACCAUUUCUACGCACAGAUGAUAAAUGAGGCCCCUGGAGAUCAUAAAAGCGUGAAUAUAAAAAAAAUACUAUCUUAUAAUUUAUUGUUGCAGGCACAGCAGGCACAACUGCCACUACGACAGACUCUGGUAGUGCAGCUGCAAAGACAGAGACUGAGGGUGAAAACAAGACCACAGAUGACGAUGACAAAGGUUGGCAGUUUUCUUUCACCAUCGUCUUAUAUUCUUGUUUAUAUUUCAACAAGUUAUCUAUUUGGUAUUAACAGCCUGUGCAACGUUUCUUUCUUUUUUUUCUUCUUUUUAAAGAGGACAAGGCAGCACAGUCGUUGUUGAACAAGUUAAUCCGAAAUAAUCUUGUCAAUAACUCCAAUCAAGUGGAAGUCCUUCAGAAGGAUCCCAACUCUCCGCUUUACUCGGUCAAGUCUUUUGAGGAAUUGCGGCUGUAAGUGAUGGAUCAAUCAUUACAUUAAUGUCUUUCCACUUCCUUCUUUCCAGUAUCCCCUUCUUCUUACGUUCCAUCAGAUAGUAUUUGCUGAAUAGCAAUCAUUUGUGUGUUUGUCUGCAUUAUGCAUUUGUGUCGACAGAAGAGACUGUUUUUGAUCUACAUUAUUCCCACCAACCCACUUUAACUAAAAGGUACAUGAGUAAAGGAAGUGACAUUUAUUUUUGAUGUUAUGUGCGCAGCAAACCCCAGCUACUUCAGGGUGUAUAUGGCAUGGGUUUCAACAGGCCGUCUAAAAUCCAGGAGACUGCCUUACCAAUGAUGCUGGCUGGACCGUGAGUAUACUCGGCACAGAAAAGGAUUGUUGUGCCAUCUGCUACUUCAGCAAUGUGUCCCAUUGAGGGCUUUACAAUUCCUUCGAUUGAAUAUUUCUAUGAAAGUUAGGAAUUGGUCUUCUUCUGAUUAUUGUAAGGUAGAGAUUCAACAACAUGGACUCUAUCGUCUCUGUCUGCGUCCUUAUUCUCAUGUUUCUCGCAGUCCACAGAAUCUGAUAGCACAGUCACAGUCAGGAACAGGGAAAACAGCCGCCUUUGUUCUGGCCAUGCUCAGUCACGUAGAUCCUGACAAUAAAUAUCCUCAGGUAGGUGUUCUGGGUUUUCUGUGUUAUUCUAAAGGCAUUAGAUUGAAAUCUGAACUUUUAAAAACUGGCAUGUGACAUAUUGUUUCGGAUCUGUCUGAUCGCUCUCCUACUUGUCUUUGAAAAAGGAAGAUGAUGAUUUUAUCAGCCUAUUAAUUGUAUUUUUCUCUUAACUUAUCAUCAGUGCCUGUGUGUGUCACCCACCUAUGAAUUGGCACUUCAGACUGGAAAAGUAAUUGAGCAGAUGGGCAAGUACUAUCCUGAGGUCAAACUAGUCUACGCCAUCAGAGGGAAUAAACGUAAGUCUGCUGUGCUUUUUUGGAACUGAAUUUGCAGUGUAACAGAUAUUUCAUAUCUGUUUGAGUGUUUUUUGUGUGUAUUUGUCAAGAUGUGUUGCUCUCUCCUAGUUUCUUCUGUCCACAGUCCUACUCAUUCCAUGAAGACAUAAAAGCCCCCCAAAAACUAAAACCAACAUAAAAGGAGAUGGGUUAAUGUGUUGGUUAAUUUCUUUCUUUUGUUUUGGUUUCUUUUUAGUGCCCAGAGGCCACAAGCUGCAGGAACAGAUAGUUAUUGGGACACCUGGUACCAUGCUGGACUGGUGUGGUAAAUUCAGGUUCAUAGACCCCAAGAAAAUCAAGGUUUUUGUGCUGGAUGAGGCCGAUGUCAUGAUUGCCACACAGGGUCACCAAGACCAGAGUAUCCGCAUUCAGAGGUCAGAAUCAACAUUUAUAGGAAUAAAAAAACGCUGUUGAAUUUACUUAAACGUACGCAUUCUUUAAUUCUGAUGCCUUGUGCUGCUUUUAACCCGUUCAAACUGACAUUUCACUCCUUCCGUCCUCCCUCUCUGCUUCAGGAUGCUGCCUCAAACCUGCCAGAUGUUGCUGUUUUCAGCCACGUUCGAAGAGACGGUGUGGAACUUUGCUCAGCGCAUUGUGCCUUCUCCCAACAUCAUCAAGUUGAAAAGAGAGGAGGAGACACUGGACACGAUUAAACAGUAUUACGUGUUGUGCAACAGCAAGGAGGAGAAGUUCCAUGCUCUGUGUAACAUCUAUGGAGCCAUCACAAUCGCUCAGGCCAUGAUCUUUUGCCAUGUGAGUCCUUUAGCUCUAUUUGUACUCUAAGUAUGAUUGGAACAAUAACUGACUCUUACCUGUCCUCUGUGACCUUAUCAGAAAGUCAAGAAACCUACUGGUCUUAUUUUAUAUGAUUAUAUUCUAAUGAAUCUGUUUUUCAUUCAGCUAUACUCUCAGCACAGAGCCUGCUCAUGAAUUAGUGGCUCUUUUGGCUGUUAUGCUUUCCUGAGCUGCUGCACUAGUAACAGUACUCACUCUCUCUCUGUGAUCCAGACGAGGAAGACUGCAGGCUGGCUUGCCGGAGAACUAUCCAGAGAGGGCCACCAGGUGGCACUACUCAGCGGAGAGAUGCAGGUUGAGCAGAGGGCUGCUGUCAUCGAACGCUUCAGAGAUGGCAAGGAGAAGGUUCUGGUCACCACAAAUGUUUGUGCUCGAGGUAAGACCUUCAUAGCGGGCAGAUUUUGAAUUACUGGGAUUACAAGUGAGAGUUGAAUCUUAUCUUGUUUGUCAAAUAUACAAGCAGACUUUUUAAACAUAGAGGAAGUUCUCAGGGUUCCUAAGCAAGUAUGGAAACAAAUUUGAUCAAUUUCCAGGUCUUAAAAAGUAUGGUAAAUGAAAAAUAAAGUAUGGAAAAAUAUUUAUGUUUCAAGACUAUUACCACAGUUCUAAAAUACUGUUUUCUUAAAAUAGAAAAGUAGGUAUUUCCAAAAAUAAUGCUAAAAAGUAGGGUAUGGAAAAGUAUGGAAAUUCCAACUGUGUAGGAACCCUGAGUUCUGAAUAUUACCAAUGGUAUAUCGAAGGAUUGCAAGUUUUAAGUCAAAACAACAAAUAAUAUCUGCUUUUCGAUUUGAAGCAUUGAUGGCAGGUUGCAUAUUUGGUUGCCUGCCCUGUGAAAAAAUACCUUCAGUAGCCGUUGUUCACUGUUUUUACUCUCCACAGGUAUUGAUGUGGAGCAGGUGUCCGUGGUGAUCAACUUUGACCUCCCAGUAGACAAAGAUGGUAACCCAGACAACGAGACAUACCUUCACAGGAUCGGUCGUACAGGUCGGUUUGGCAAAAGGGGUCUGGCUAUCAACAUGGUGGACAGCAAGAUGAGUAUGAACAUCCUCAACAGGAUUCAGGAGCAUUUCAGUAAGUAUGCUGCUCAUGUAAACAAACAAUGGAUGAAUUUAGUGAAGUAGUGAUACUUUCUGUUUUAAGUUUAAUAUUGAUAACUGCUACUCUUACAAGAAGCAUGCAGUUUAAGGAGAUGAGGACUUAAAGUGACGAUUUCCUAAUAUUUCUCAAUCUACAGGCAAGAAAAUCGAGAGACUAGACACGGAUGAUCUGGAUGAAAUCGAGAAGAUCGCCAGCUAGAGGGAGUGGUGUCAAUCGCAUGAAAGACACCAAUCUGACUUCCCUACCCCUCUUCGCUCCCCAUGGACGCUCCUACAGUGUUUUAUGCUUUUAUUUUUUUUUAGCUGUCGGAGUAAAGAGCAAAACCACAAACAAAGUAUAUGUUUACACGUGGAUAUGUCUCCUCCCAGACGAGUGUUUUUGUAAGUCUUGGGAACAUACCCCAUUCACUCUUUGUACCUCUUUAAAUAAAGUCUCUGAGUUUACUGCUGUGUAUUCUGAUGCUGUAAAAGCAGUCAUAGUGGACUCUGUUUCACUGUACACAAAUGGAUUUAAUGAAACACUUUUUGGUGUUGGAUGUAGUUAUGGCGAGAUAAAAGCCACUUUAUAAAGAGGUUCAUGGAAAAAAAAAUGGAGAAAAAAAUUCCUGUGCCACAAACUUUUGAAUUUUAACAGACACAAUAAUUGAAUGUAACUGUUUCAUGUUGAUAACAGCAGUCAUUGUGCUCCUCACUGACCAAAAGUACAAAGAGUGAAUCCGGGUAUGCUGCUCUGAGCUGUAGUUUAAUCGUAAAGAUUACGUUGUCGAGAUGGUGAUGGUUGGGUUUUAAGGGUCUAUGCAAACUUAUCAACCUGUGAUAGCUAUUCUCAAAUACUAUCAACCUGUAUUUACAUCACAUAAAUUAAUCCUCAAUUAACCUCAGCUUUAGUAUCAGGGUGUGUAGUCAAAUGCCAAAAAAGGCUGCCUAGAAUGAUACACUACUAACUCGAAGUCAUGGACAUCCAAAUGUUUCUGUUAAAACAGAAGUCAAUCAUCAGCCACACACACAAACACACAUCUCAAGUUUUAUUUUUAUCAUUUCCAAAAAUACUAAGGCCAUUUUCAGGAGAGGCUUUGCGCCGCUGUUGAUCAUUUUUCAGUAGUCCUCUUUUUUCCUUAAUCUGUCUCAUAAAACCUUAUUUUUAACUAAAAUUGUGGCCACCAAGGUCUGAUGUGGUCAGUUUCUGUGUUUCACUGUUCCUACACUAUCUUUUCAAUCAGGGUCUCCAGUGCAAGUUAAGCUCAGCCACAUUCUUCACUCAGACUGUGCUGUUAUUAAGGAUUGUGAAUUUAAAAAAAAAAACAAUGCCUUCCUCAAGUGCAUUAUAUAUUCAUAUGAUUUUGUUACUGAUAUUCUAAGACAUUGGGCUUGAUAUUCUGGCUAACACUUGAAAUUUUGAGUAUAUAUUGAAUUAUGGGCGUCUUUAGGAUGUGUGAAUCAUCUUGUUGAAACCAAAUGCUGAAUUGACUAGAGGACCUAUGCCAAUCAGAUUCACUGUGUUGCUCCAACACGGUUGCAUGGAUAGAAAACAUGUACUUGUGUACAUAGUUAAAAUUUUAGGUUUAAAAAAAAAAAAUAGUGUGACUGAAUUAUUGAAAGUCUGUCACUUCUAAGAAGUGCAAAAACAUUCCUCAUGAGGUUCAAUUUAGACAGAUGCAGCACUUGAAAAGCAGUCAACAUGGAUCAGAUAACCUGUUUACCAAUAGGUUAUCUGACAUGAUGGAAACAUUGCGCCAAAAUACAUUAAAGGCAGUGAUUCGUCAGUUUGAACCUUGUACAAACCUCAUAUGGCUUCCACCUGCACCGAGAAGACUGCUGGUGGUCAGCCUGUUUUUCAUAGACUGUUUACGGACAACUUGCUGAAAAAUCACUCAACUCAAGCAGAUGCAGCCAAAUAAGAAGAAAGUGAGCGUGUGCUGAAAAUCCACGAGAAUGGUCUGUAAAGACUUUUUGGGGAAAAAAACAAGAAAAAAAAAACAAACACUGUAUGCAGUUUUAAUUGGACAUAUGGAUGUAUACAUUAUCAGUGAGAGUGUGUGCACUUUGUUGAUCCAUAAUGUAAUACCACUGUUCAAGAGCCAUGGACACACAAAGCAGUUUUGGUUGUAGAAGUUAACACUCCUCUCCACAUGUUGUAUACCUUGUACAAUAACUGUCAAAAGAACCUUCCAGAACACGGUUCAUACAUGUAAACAUACGAGUGACGCUGCCUGACCAGGCUGAACGCAAGUCGUCUGUGGUUACCUGAAGGUCAUGUAUAGACAAAGAUAGGUUCAAGGUGUGUGGUACUCUGUAGCUGAGCUGCGUUCAUGGACACAGUAAUGUAUUCUUAUGUUGAAUUAAAGGACAUAUAGAUGUUCAUCUGUAUAAA